AGUGAAUGAAGGCGCUUGAUCAGAGAGAAUCGAACCCGCAGCAGCUCGGGCUGGCUGUCUGAAUCCCUCCCUCUCAGUGCGCAGCCGCACCGCUCCGACAGACGGCGGCGGGGCGUUUCUGAAUGAGAAGUACGAAGCCGAACAUGGGCAGAAAAACCAGUCCACCAACAAACUGAACGUGAGAAGCAGCUGCUGCUUUUCUGAGGAAACAGGGUUCAGUAGCUGAGAGGUCUUGAAAGUGCCGACAAUCUGAGCUCCUGUUGGCAUGAAGUAUCUGAGAAAAAGCAGCAAACUGUGAUUGGUUUUCACUGUUGCCAUAGCUGGGAGCAGAUCCGCCUGUUCAGCAAGGAAACUAUCGCUCUAUAGACCCAGUAAAUCUUCUGCACUCUGAGCCAUAAAGUCCGCCGCUGAUUCUUCUCACUGCAACCAACCACAGUGGAACCACAAGUACCGCCUGAUCCAAGUUUAAUCGUGUUUGAGGGACUGCUGUUGUUUCAUUCUGGGUUCCAGUCCAGCCCUAAAAGCAUCAUCACCUUCAAUCAGAUUUACACCAACGCUGUCUCUGUGCCAGAUUGAGUAGCAGCGGCUUCAAGCUGUUUUGUAGUUUUGAGCUCCAGCCUGAUCUCCGUUUGGACCGUAGGUGCUAAAAUCCACCUCACAGUGAUUGUUGACCUCUGGUGACCAGCUCGGGAUGGAGCCGCAAAUUUACGCCACAGGAAUGGCCGCCAGGCUGAAGAGCCAGUGGGAUCGUGAUGAAGGUUUGGGCCAGAAUGACAACGCGGUGAAGUUCCUGUGUCAGGAUUACGACUCUCUGAUGGCUCAGUGCCACAGUAGUGGGAAGCUCUUUGAGGAUGAUUUGUUCCCUUGUGCCGCCUCAUCCCUGGGCUUCAAUGAGUUGGGUCCAAGAUCAGCCAAGACCAUCGGUGUGCGCUGGAUGAGGCCCACGGAGUUUUGUAAGAGGCCUGAGUUUAUUGUGGAUGGAGCGACUCGCACAGACAUCUGCCAGGGAGCUCUGGGGGAUUGCUGGCUGCUGGCGGCCAUCGCCUCGCUGACCUUAAAUGACACCCUGCUCCACAGAGUGGUUCCUCAUGGUCAGAGCUUCCAGGAUGGAUAUGUGGGCAUCUUUCACUUCCAGUUCUGGCAGUUUGGCGAGUGGGUGGAGGUGGUGAUUGACGACCGGCUGCCGGUGAAGGAUGGAAAGCUGCUUUUUGUGCACUCGGCAGAGGGAACGGAGUUCUGGAGCGCACUUCUGGAAAAGGCCUACGCCAAGCUGAACGGCUGCUAUGAAACGCUGUCCGGCGGCAGCACGUGCGAGGGCUUUGAGGACUUCACGGGCGGCGUGACGGAGAUGUACGAGCUGAAUAAGGCUCCCGCUGAUAUGUACAGCAUCAUCAGCAGAGCCAUCGAGAGAGGAUCGCUGCUGGGCUGCUCCAUAGACAUCACCAGCAACAGAGACAUGGAGGCAGUGACCUUCAAGAAGCUGGUGAAGGGACACGCCUACUCUGUGACCGGCGUGCACGAGGUGGUGUAUAGAGGAAACCUCACCAAGCUGGUGCGCAUCAGGAACCCGUGGGGUGAAGUGGAAUGGACCGGCGCCUGGAGCGACAACUCCAGAGAGUGGGACAGUGUGGAUGGCUCUGUCAGAAGCCAGCUUCAGAACUGCAGUGAGGAUGGUGAAUUCUGGAUGUCCUUCAGUGACUUUCUGCGAGAGUUCAGCCGCUUGGAGAUCUGCAAUCUGACGGCCGACGCCCUGCAGAACAACCAGCUGAAGAAGUGGAGCUCCUCCCACUACCAGAGCGAGUGGAGGCAGGGCAGCACUGCCGGCGGCUGCAGGAACUUCCCCGCGACCUUUUGGCUCAACCCUCAGUUCAAACUGGUCCUGCAGCACCCGGACACUCCCGGCCAAUCGGGCUGCACCUUCCUGGUCGCCCUCAUGCAGAAGGACCGCAGGAAGAAGCGGAAGGAGGGUAAAGACAUGGAGACCAUCGGCUUUGCCGUCUACGAGAUUCCAAAGGAGUUUGAGGGCAAGUCGGGGGUCCACCUGAAGCGGGAGUUUUUCCUGACACACGCCUCCAGCGCUCGCUCCGAGCUCUUCAUCAACCUGAGGGAGGUAAGCUCACGCCUGUGUCUGCCGGCCGGCGAGUACAUCAUCGUGCCGUCCACCUUCGAGCCCCACAAGGAGGCCGACUUCGUCCUCAGGGUUUUCUCAGAGAAGCCGGCAGACUCUGAGGAGCUGGACGACAAAAUCACAGCGGAUCUUCCUAAAGAGGUGAGACGGGUGAGACGUACUGAACCCACGACCUCUGUGGAACAAACAGGUGCUGAUCAUGUUUGUGUGUUCCAGACAUACCUCGAUGAGAGCCAGAUCGACUCGGGCUUCAAGAGUCUCUUCAGACAGCUGGCCGGGCCGGACAUGGAGAUCAGCGUCAAAGAACUGCAAACCAUACUGAACCGGAUCAUCAGCAAACAUAAAGACAUCAAGACCGACGGCUUCUCCAAGGAGGCGUGUCGCAGCAUGAUCAACCUCAUGGAUAAGGAUGGUAGCGGACAACUUGGACUGACAGAAUUCCAUGUUCUUUGGGAAAAGAUUAAACGAUACCUGACAAUAUUCAGGAAUUUUGACUUGGACAAAUCAGGCACCAUGAGCUCCUACGAGAUGAGGAUGGCUCUUGAAUCUGCAGGAUUCAAGCUGACCAACCACCUGUUCCAGCUGAUCAUCCUCCGCUACACGGAGGCAGACAUGGCGGUUGAUUUUGACAAUUUUGUCACCUGUCUAGUUCGACUGGAAACCAUGUUCAAGACCUUUCAGGACAUGGACACGGAUAAAGACGGUGUCAUCAGUGUCGGCUUCUCUCAGUGGCUCAUGCUGACCAUGUUUGCCUAGCGGCGUGCACACUCUCCGGUCUCUCCUGCACCGCAGCCUGCGGGCUGAGAAGUGCCUUUUCUGGUCGUUUUCUUCCUCUUUUCCGCACUCUUCCUCGCUGCCGAGGCGCUCUGAGACCGAAAAUCUGCUCACAGUGCCUCGGCUGGUACCUGUGCCAACUUUGGGUUGUAUCUCACGUAUUACACUGAUGGUUGGAUGACCCUUUUUGAAGCCUGGCAGCUAAGUUCUGGUAGCACAGAACCACCACAGUCAGUUAUACAGCAGUUUUGGGGGUGGAGCUACUCUGGACUGAUGUCAUUUGUGAAUCUUCAUUGAGAUAAACAUCAGCUUUGUAGGUUUUAUGUGGAUGUCAUUGUGUUUCACAGAAGAUGACGAUGUGUGAAUUUUUAAAGGUUACCACAUAAGUGAGAUAAACACAUGCUAACCAGCUCACAGCGGCAACAAGGCUAACUUACAAGCAGGGGUGCACAUGUAAGUUUCUAUCCAGUACACAGAUAACUGCCAACAGAUUUAAACUGAUGCUGAUAUACACGUGAUACGAUGCAACAGUUCUGUAUCAUCCAUCCAUUUUCUGUACCUGGUUACUCCAGUUAAGGGUCACGGGGCAGUCAUAGGACAUCAGGCGGGGUUCACCCUGGACAGGAUGCCAGUCUGUCACAUAUAGACAAAUAAACACACCUUAACCUGCCUGUCUUUGGAUGUAGAAGGAAAAUGGAGCAACCAGAGGGAACCCACACAAACACAGGGAGAACAGGCACAGACUCCACACAGAAAGGACACAGGCGGGAAUCAAUCCCAUGACCUUCUUGCUGUGAGGCAAUAGUGCUAACUGCUAAGCCACCACGCUGCCCAAUUUGGUAUUAUGUUCAAUAUAAUUUGCUAUUUUUUUAUUUUACAUGAACAUAAAUUAAACUGACAUAACAUAGAAAUUCGACGGUAACAGAAUUACAGUGACGGCAAAAUCUGGCCAUAUUUUAGCCAUUUAAAAUUUUUUUUCCACAUUAUCAGGUUUUAUUUCUAGGCUCAAUAACAGUCAAUAGGGUGAUGCAUGAAAUGCUGCGGAUUGGUUUGAAUACUGCCAGUGUUUGUUCUGGAGUCAGUCAUCAAUCUGAAUGUUAUUUGUAACAGCGCACAUGAUCGGGUGUGAGUACGCAGGUGGUCAUGUGAGCUGCAUCGACUGUUCAGGUCUGUAACUGGACCAACCUCAUCCACGACGCCUUCUCUCACCUCCUCCUCAGUAACAAGGGUCUCACACACACACACACACACCAACUACCAGAUGCAUUUCUUGCUCUUUAGAGCAGCGUUGUUUGGGCACGGGGGAGGCCGCCAUUCGUUCGCUGUGGGAUCAAGACAGAGAAUCAGUCAGCACUGUAUA
This is a messenger RNA of Thalassophryne amazonica, 4262 nucleotides long. It is a transcript of the gene capn1, whose product is annotated as calpain 1. Gene Ontology annotation, molecular function: calcium-dependent cysteine-type endopeptidase activity; calcium ion binding. The record is from RefSeq and is a predicted model, not a curated record. The coding region runs from base 692 to 2884 and encodes 730 amino acids. Gene Ontology annotation, cellular component: cytoplasm. Gene Ontology annotation, biological process: proteolysis. NCBI's taxonomy places the organism in Eukaryota, Metazoa, Chordata, Actinopteri, Batrachoidiformes, Batrachoididae. The transcript has 21 exons.